Molecule: messenger RNA, 1269 nt
Organism: Didymodactylos carnosus
Lineage: Eukaryota; Metazoa; Rotifera; Eurotatoria; Philodinida; Philodinidae
Source: the annotation of a GenBank genome assembly
AUGAGCGAUAUUAUUGAAAAUGAUUUAACACUAUCACCAAUAUCCCCAGUCUCUCCACAAUCGAGUAGACACGAUAAUAGUCAUGUGGGAACGGUGAUCAUUCGUGGAGUUCCCAUUGUGAGUCUUAUUAAUGAAGGAAACGAACGUCUUUGUUUAGCGCAAAUAUCAAAUGAUUUAUUAAAAAGUUAUAGUUAUAAUGAAAUACAUAAUCGACGAGUUGCAUUGGGUAUCACGUGUGUUCAAUGUACACCCGUUCAACUUGAGUUAUUACGACGUGCAGGUGCAAUGCCCAGUUCAUCAAGACGAUGUGGAAUGAUAACGCGACGAGAAGCCGAACGUUUAGUGAAUUCAUUUUUGGAAAAGACAAAACAAUUAUCAUUGCCCGACAAUUUUGUUUUCGAAGUUUAUCAUCAAUGUGGUUGGGGUAGUCGUGGAUUAUUUAUACCAAUUCGAUACAAUAGUUCACGCGCAAAAUGUAUCAGAUGUUCAUUUUGCGAUAGUUUUUUUUCGCCAAAUAAAUUUAUUUUUCAUUCACAUCGUUUACCAAAUUUGACUUAUAUUCAACCAGAUUCACCCAAUUUUAAUGCUUGGCGUCGACAUUUAAAAUUACAUAAUCCGUCCAACAGUGAAGAAUUGCAUGAUGCAUGGGAAGAUGUCAAAGCAAUGUUUAAUGGUGGAAAUCGAAAACGAACAUCAUCAUUAGCCAGCAAUUCAACGCACGAUAAUAGAUCAUAUCAAGCAAAUUCAGAUAAUACAGCAAUUUCCAAAGCUGAUGAUGAUGAAGAAUUAAUUGUACCCUCAAAACGUUUGUCAACAAAAUUAUCAACAAAAGAAAAACGUAUUCACAAUGAAUUAACCGUAUCAUCGACAACUACCGAUGAUUACUCGGAAAAACGCCUUGAAUUACCACCACCACCAUCACUACCACCUCCACCUGACAUGUCUCUUCUGUUAGCAUCCUCUCGGAUACAUUCGGAUCCAUUUCGUCAAUUUUAUUCAUUGCCAUUUGAAAAUUCUACUUCGAGUUCGUUACUUCAUUCUCAUGACAUACAAAAUUGGUGGCGAUUUCUCAAAACACCUUUUUUUACAUCGGCUCUGAUUCCCUCAUCGCAUCAAGCCACCUUUCGUUUACCGUUACCCACAAAACGAUCAUAUGAAGAUUUACGAUCCACAACACAAAUUGGUGGUGGCUUAAAUUCUGCAUUCAAACCUCUUCUUGAUUUAAAACAAACAGAAAAAAUGCAGAAAGAGACAAAUGUAAAAUAUUAA